GACCCGGAUGUGUGACGUCAUAUUUGAGCGACCGCGCUGUCUGAGGACAUGACAGUUAAGUGACCGGUGUGUGUUUCACAAACGCCCCCUGAUCAAGCUGUGCCUCCGUUUUCACAAUGUUGGCUUGUAGUCGCAGUUUGAACAGCGCUGUGGUGUCUGCACUCCGUCUUCUGCGCAGUAAUCAGACUGCCGUCACUGGACAGCUGCAAAGACCUCUGUCCACGCAAACCGACGGAGAGGUCCGCAUCGCAAAGAUACUGAAGGAGAAGUUCCCUGCAGCCUCGUCACUUAAAGUUGUGGAUAUAUCAGGUGGCUGUGGGGCCAUGUAUGAGAUCCACAUAGAAUCCAGUGAGUUCAAAGGAAAAAGGACUGUUCAGCAACACCAGUUAGUCAAUCAGGCACUCAAAGAUGAGAUUCAAAACAUGCAUGGAUUGCGAAUAUUCACAGAUGUUCCAAAACAUUAGAAAAAGUCCUCCUAUUUCUGGCCCACAAAUCUUUCCUUUGUUCACCCUGUCUAGUAUGAAUGCACACCUGGGAGGAAAAAAAGCUGAUAUGUACUAAACUAAUUCUGUGACAUAGAUGUUAAUGUACCAGUGGCAGAAACGCACAGGACCUUAUCUGUAGCAGUUACACACUGACAGUGUGAAACAUGUAAUACAUGUAUGAUUGCUGAGUGAGUUAUCAUGUACUCUGAGAUAAUAUAUUGAACCAAUGAAAGCUGUGAUACGCACAAAAUGGCUUGCUAAAUUGUUAGCAAAGUGUCAAGUCAUGUAGGCUCUUCCCAUUGUGGGGUCUCCUCAGGGCUGAUGGUGAUGCUGGUGUAAUAAUGGACAGUCUCGCAAUGGUGGAGAAUAGCUGCAGACUCUAUUUUUAACUGGGGAUGGAUCUGUUUAUGGAGCAUUAGUUUGCAAUGUCAUUAACUCUGACCACAGUCUGUUACCGUCUAGCUUAAGAUGAUUAAUUUCUAAAUUGGUUACUGGCAUUGGAUUGUACUUUGCUCCUGUGUUUAUGCUACCUAUUACUUUCUAAUGUACCUUGCAAUAAAAGGAAGCUACUUUUGUCGA
Oreochromis niloticus (Nile tilapia) is the source of this 1064-nucleotide messenger RNA. It is a transcript of the gene bola3, whose product is annotated as bolA family member 3. The record is from RefSeq and is a predicted model, not a curated record. The coding region runs from base 117 to 464 and encodes 115 amino acids. Lineage: Eukaryota; Metazoa; Chordata; Actinopteri; Cichliformes; Cichlidae. The transcript is spliced from 4 exons. Gene Ontology annotation, cellular component: mitochondrial matrix.